AUGUUAUUAAGUCGAUUUCUACUUGAUCAAUUUCUUGGUUAUCAAGAAAUACUUAUGUCUAAUAUAAAACAAUUAACAGAAAAAGAAACAAAUAGAGUUGAUCUAUUACGUAUCAUUGAACAUAAUACAUCAAUUGUAUUUCUAGCUGCACCAUUAUUAACAAUUAUUUUAGCAUUGAUUGGAAUGGAAGCAAUUAUGUCGGAAUUUUUCAAUGAUGCAUCAACAGGUUAUUAG
Rotaria sordida is the source of this 234-nucleotide messenger RNA. NCBI's taxonomy places the organism in Eukaryota, Metazoa, Rotifera, Eurotatoria, Philodinida, Philodinidae. The record is from the annotation of a GenBank genome assembly.